Molecule: messenger RNA, 402 nt
Organism: Postia placenta MAD-698-R-SB12
Lineage: Eukaryota; Fungi; Basidiomycota; Agaricomycetes; Polyporales; Adustoporiaceae
Exons: 2
Coding region: 1-402 (133 amino acids)
Source: RefSeq, a predicted model, not a curated record
AUGUCUGAACCUCUUCGCCCCGUCGUACUCACCCUCACCGCUUGGAUGGAAGAUCGCCUGAAGGCCAUCUACAGCGCGACGACUGCAGCAGCAUUUGACGAAGCGUUCGAUGCAUUCCUCGCCAAACAUGCCCAUAUCACGGUCAAUGGGAAGCAACUCAGCCGCGAACAUUAUAAGCAGCACCUCAGGAAGGAAAAAAAUGACGAACUCUCUGCAAAGGUCACUAUUAGUGACACUGUAGAGGUUCCUGCGAACAGCGCGAAGCCUUCGAAUGCCGGGAACGUAGGUGUGUUUUUCACAGCUGCCAUCACCAACCACCUCAUCAAGACAAGCAAUGUGAACUCGUCACUGAAUGUCAUGUAUGUUGUUUCAUCUGGAGUCUUCCGUAACGGGACUUACUGA